Colletes gigas is the source of this 5937-nucleotide messenger RNA. RefSeq lists its product as uncharacterized. The record is from RefSeq and is a predicted model, not a curated record. The transcript has 2 exons. The coding region runs from base 499 to 5922 and encodes 1807 amino acids. Gene Ontology annotation, molecular function: DNA-binding transcription factor activity, RNA polymerase II-specific; RNA polymerase II cis-regulatory region sequence-specific DNA binding. Gene Ontology annotation, biological process: regulation of transcription by RNA polymerase II. Gene Ontology annotation, cellular component: nucleus. NCBI's taxonomy places the organism in Eukaryota, Metazoa, Arthropoda, Insecta, Hymenoptera, Colletidae.
AUCACAGGCACUACGUUGGGCGUAUAUGAGUACGUCCACGAGAGAUGCCGUCGAUUCGCGAUUCGAGUUUUUGCACGACAGCCGUGGGCCAGGCAACAGCGCACUCGCGCUCAAGUCGGAUCACGUUCCUCGAAGCAGAUUCAAAGUUCCGUACCGAUUAUCAAAGAACCGAAAUACUACAGACUCGAUUUCUCUCGACGACUCUGGUCUAACCUCUUCUACGGCGGGCUAUGCUGGAACAUGACGAAAGGUGGCAUCACUGGGGACGUGUUGGAAGCACGGACGGAGCCGUACUCAUUGAUAUGACGCCAUUUUACUAACCUUUUCGGCGCGGAUCGCGACGAACUACUUAAGGUGCUCCACUUCGUACCGUUUCAAGAGCGUCUGUUUGUAUCGUUUACUUUUUACGAGCCGCGCACGCUCAUUUAGAAUUCCAAGCAAUUCGUUCGAGCCGGAGUAUACCGGAAGGUAGUAUCGCUGUAGCGAAGCAGUGUUAUUAUGGAAGAUGAAGAUGGCGAAAGUAAAGUUGUGGAUACGUGGAACAUGUUGGGAGAACAGCAACUUAAAGACACAUCUCUUGGAAAUUCAUUGAAACCUUCCGUCGAUAGCACGUACACGGACGCAAUAGAAGAGGAGAAACAAUUACUGCGAUACAAUUCGAUCGCUUCGAAAGAUUCGCCGAGCAAGAACAACAGUACAGGAUCAAAAAUUGUGUUUAAAGGUUUUAAGAAACGUAUUCUGGCACAAGCUCAAGAAACACAAACGAAUACAUCGAGAAACGCGGCGCAGGAACAAUCGCCGCAUUGUAAUGCAUCGUCGAAGAAUAGCAAGGAGAAGAAGGCAGAGAUCAAACGAGGCAAAAUAACAGAAUAUGCGCAAUAUUUGGGUCUUCAACCCUCGUCGAAGAACAAGUGUUUGAAGUGCCAUUCGUCGUCGAAUCUGUGUUCUAUAUUAAAGCAAAAUUUGUGUACUUGUAAUUCCACGAUGACACCGAUGCCGAGCACGUCGGAAUCGUCAACAGUGUCGCAUUCACCCAAUUUCAAAAUCACGAGGAAGGUUUACUUAUGCGCGGCGUGCGGCACUUACUUCGAGAAUUGGAAUUUAUUUCUACAUAUGAGAGACAUACACCAACGUCACAUAUGUUUAUUUUGUCUUGGAAUGUUCGGCCAAGCGGAAAGACUGUCAUAUCAUUUAACAAAGAAUCAUAGUGUUCCAGAGGUAGCGUUUACAUCCGUUGAAGAAUUUUAUGGUGCUUUCAAAGGAUCGUGUUAUUUAGUUUGCUGCACAUGCGAAAAGGUUUUCUCGGAAACGGACAAUUUUUAUAAUCACUUUUGUUCACCCGCGUCCAAGCAGGACAUCACAACGUCUAUAUGCACUCUGUGCAGGCAGAUAGGCUCGCAUGCGAGCACGUGUAGUCUAGUUACGGAAACGACUAAAGAAAUAAGUUCUGCUUUACCUCAUACUGCGCAAACAGGCACAAUACCGACCCAUAUACUCCACAAAACUGUGAACGCUGGUAACAAAAAUGUUUUAAGGAAACCGGUAAAGAAUAAUAGAUCUAAGCAUAUAGAGGACGGUGUUUCGAGUCAACUGAAAGCAAACACGCAUGCGAAAAAGACGAACAGUAAAACCGCUUCGCAAUUGAACGAAAGUCAGCUGUUCAGCGAUAUGCUGAACAGGGGCGAAAAUUCUCAAAGCGAGGUACACGAUGUAAUUAAAGAUACUGUUUCAGAGACCAUAAUGGAAGUUUCAAAAUACAUCGGAGAUCCUUACAAAGAAAAAGAAGAGACGAGUAACAGAGAGAUUUGUCAAAACGAUACCGAGGUGAAAUCAUCGACCGAUGCUAGCAGCCAUAACAAGCCAUACGAUAGUGUGACGGAGACUAUCAUGGAAGUAUCGCGUGGUACGAACGACGUACAAGACUCGGACGAUAUGACCAAGAAGGAGGACUCGGGUUCGAACGAUAUGUUGGACGCGUCCGACAAACGGGAAUCAGAUUCCGACGAAACUAGCAAAUACGAUACCGAGACCUUCAAUUCCACCGAGGAAGCUAACGCAUCAACGAACGAACUAAACUCGGAGCAUCAAGAAACGGAAGAAAAUGUGAUGAAAGAUGAAACAGGGGAGACCAUAUCAGAAACAAAAACCGAUUCUAGUUCUCGCGUGUCCGAAAGUUCCGUUUACAGUCCUGUCAGUCGAUCGUUAUUCAGUCCUCAGCGGGAAUUGCAUGCGUCGGAUCUACAAACGAAAGAAGAGAGUUGUAAAAAUGAAAAUAGAACGAAUCACGACGAAUCAAACGAAUCUCAGUCUUCGGUGUCAUUCAAUGCCAUUGCCUCUUCCGAGAGAAGUUUAGUUAUAAAAAUAUGUACGAAUAGGAAUUCUCAAUUCACCGUUGCGACCAAUAACGACGACGCGGAGAACUUUGAUAUCAGCAAAGAGUCCGAAGAGAACAACAACGCGGAAAGUUCGUUGAUAGAGGAGAAAAAGUCGAAUGUUUUCGAGAGGGAGAGGGAGAAUAAUAACAGCGAUCCGGCGAUCGACGGCGACAGCGAUUCCGACAGUUUCAAGUUGGCAGUGGUGGAUAGCAGUAACGCGGACGAGACCGAGGACGCGGAAGAAGCGGACGAAGUUCUUGUACCGGAAGGUCAAAACGAAUCGAACAUGGACAUAGAAGAGAAUGGAAAUCAGACUGAGGACACUGUCGAAGAAGUGGCAGCUAAUGUAGAUACCAACGAAAAGAACGAAAUCAACGAAGACGUUAAAAAUGUAAACGAUAGCGAAACAAGUAGUGUCGUUCAACCUCAAACGCAGCCUAACGACGGAAUCAUGCUGGCCGGAGAAGAUAUUCCCUGCGUCGAUCUUAACGUGGAUGGUACAUUAGACAGUAUAGAGAUAGACGAUUUGUUGAAGCGUUGCAUACAAGUGGCCAGUCCUUUCUGCGUCUACUGCAACCAUGCACGCCAUAUAGCAGUGAAUGGUAAACAACUGGGAUUGCACAUGCUCGCGGAACACAAGUUUCAGCCCCAGCAUCCUGCCAUAAUCAUUCAACCGGAACAGUUUAUCGCCAGAGUGAAAAAGUCCCUCGACGAGUUGGAUUCUAAUUUCUUUAACCUAGAUUCUUACAGUAGCACAAAUGGUACCUACAACGUUCCGGACGUGCGGACAUACGAAUGCUUUCAUUGUAGAUUUCAUUCCGCCAUACACAAGGAACUUUACCUGCAUAACCGAAAGAUGCACCAAAAGACAAUCUUAAUCUGUAUAAUGUGUAAAUCCACUUUUUAUAGUUAUAGCGAAUUACUUUGUCACCUGUGCCCCGGCGCGUACUCUCCAAACAUCAACGUAAAGUACAGAUGCUGUCUCUGUCCCAUGGCGAGCCUUCCAUCCGCGUUCAGGCUGAUGGUGCAUCUGCGAAAGAGGCACCACGCGUGCGACGUUUGCUUGGAGUCCACCGGGAAUCAACAGCGUCUCUCGAACCACGUUUGGAAGCACAAGCUGCAUCAUUUGUGCUACAGGUGCGGCAUCGCGUACAGAAACAAGCCGGACAUUACGAAACAUUUGUUCUGGAAACACGGAACGGAGAGCGUGCUCUGCAAGAAAUGUUUACAGAAGAAGUGGCCGCAUAUUUAUCAUUUCUGCAUACCGCCGACCGCUUUCGUGUGCGAGGAGUGCGGGUCCAGCUUCUCGCGAGCCGUUGCCCUGAAAGUGCACAAGAGGUUGCACACCGGGGACCGGCCGUACACCUGCAGCGAAUGCAACGACCGGUUCAUCUCGCGGAAACUGUUAACCAAGCACGAGACCGCUCACAAAGAACCGUCGUUGGUCAGCGCGACUCUGGCGGACUCUGUGAGCCAACAGCCGGUGGUCGACGAGGAGAAGUCGGACAAGGAGAAGGCGGUUGUGAUCGACAGCGCUGCCGCCGCCUCCGAGUCGACGAAGGAAUCGAAAGAGAUCGUGAAGAAGGUCGUCGACGUUUACGACCUGCCGCCUUUGAAUCUGUCCUCGGAGAGCGACACGGACUCCGAGGAGGAGAAGGUCGAACCGAAGGAAAUGGAAGCCCCGGAACAAGCUAAACCAACUGAGGAGAUCGCAGCGCCGCCGGUGGACGAGCCAAAACCUGCCUCUCCCGAGCCGGUCGGCGACAGCAUAGUGGAAGUCGAGCAGAACGACGAGGAGAAGGAGCAGGGGGCGCAGAUCAUGGACGGCAUCUGGGACAACUUUAAAUCGUAUACGGCCAGCUUGGAGAUGAAAGACUCGACUGGCAGUUUCCCGGCGAAGGAACAGGAACCGCCGGAGACCGACGUGGCGUUCUUGAGAAGCAUAGUGUUGGCCGACCAUGAUUACUGCGUGGUAUGGUCGGAGAAGAAGGAGGAGGGGGAAUCGGGGCCCAAAGCGGACGACAAAGAGGAGGGGAACUUGAGCGGGAAUCAAGAUUACGCGAGCAAAGCUCGGAAGAGUCCGUCGGGCGGCAAUGGAAUACAAAGCGUCAGCGAGGCUGAUCCGAGCAGAAAGAAAGCGAAAAGUCCGAAGAAGAAGAAGCAGAGCGGUAGCACCUCGUCGAGCGACUCGUCCAGCGACAGCGAUUCGAGCAGUUGUUCAUGUGGAACGAAUUGCAGUUGUAGCAGCUCCUCGUCCGGCAGUUCUUCCAGCUCCAGCAGCAGCUCGGACUCCGACAGCUCCACCUCGGAGGGUUCGCCGAAGAAACAGUCCAGCCGCAAGGAACGAAAGAAAGAGAAAGAGGCUGCACAGGAACCGGAAGGCAGAGUCGCGGAAAUGGAUAACAAAGGGGUUUCCGCGGAGAUGGAGAACGGGGGCGCGGCGGUCUCGGGUGAUCCAGUCUGUCCGCCGCAGCUUCUGUUGAGAGAGUCGGAUCUAGAAACCGAGGAGACGGAGACGGACGAGGACUUUUACGACGAACAUCCGCAGCAGCUCGCGAACAAACUGCUCGCGGAGAAACGGAAUCAACUGCUGCUACUGGCGGCGGUCGCGCCUGCGUCUACGGAGACGACGAUACCAUUGAACAACGGACUAAUGGAGACGGACACCGCGAUACCAUCGCCGGACCCUAUGCCCAGCACCACGGACGAUCAACCGCAACAGAAGAGAAAAGUGAAGACGAAGAAACGGAAAAAGGGGGACAGGACGAAGCAGCGUAAUACGGCGCCAGCCGUGGAAUCCAUUAAACUAAACAUUCCUAAAGCGUUUUACCAAAAGAAUCCUGGUUUCUCGGCUUCGUCGCCGGCGCUGAUGCAGCCGAGCAUGGCUUCGACGCCGAGCGUAUCCGCGAGCGACAUGCACACCGUGAACGUGGCGGUCGAACAUCACACAAUAGGAAUAACGAACCAAAACAUCAGCGGCAGCGGUUCGGAAACGGAGAACAAACGUUCGUCGAAACGGAAGCGCGUACCGAAACGAUUCUACGGCGACUCGAGCGACGAGGAAGCGGACAAGCAGCCGUCGAUGAAGUGGAGAAAGGUGGAGGCGCCUUCGUUCGCGACGGUACCGAGUCUGAAGCCCCUGCCACCGAGAUUGUCUUUUGGCGGGAAGACCAUGGCUUACAGACCGCCAGAGAACCAAGCGGAGAGUCUGAGAAUCACUACGGCCUCCGCGACCGAGUCGGAGGAGCAGGCGGAGACCAGCAGCGACUCCAGCGACUCCGAAGUCGAAGCUAGCCAGCAGAUGCAAACGCAUCUGCCGGAAACUAACGCGUCUAUACCGGAACGGGCGGUAAACUUGUAUUGUUACUGUCAGUGCCCGUACGACGAGGUCUCGGAGAUGAUAGCCUGCGACGGCGAGGACUGUCGCAUCGAGUGGUUUCAUUUUGAGUGCGUCGGUAUCAUGGUGCCGCCGAAGGGCAAGUGGUAUUGUCCGGAUUGUAGAAAAAAGCACGGUAUCGUGCAAAAUAGCGAGGACUACUUUGACUGAUAGCAGCGGAUGGUG